Molecule: messenger RNA, 2062 nt
Organism: Astyanax mexicanus (Mexican tetra)
Lineage: Eukaryota; Metazoa; Chordata; Actinopteri; Characiformes; Acestrorhamphidae
Gene: wtap
Product: WT1 associated protein
Exons: 8
Coding region: 195-1484 (429 amino acids)
Biological process (GO): regulation of alternative mRNA splicing, via spliceosome
Cellular component (GO): nucleus
Source: RefSeq, a predicted model, not a curated record
CCCGCCCCUUCAGCCUCUGCGGCGGAACAUCCAUCGUCCUCGCGGUGAUGGCGGCUACGCGGAGCUCGCGUUAAGCUCAGGCUCGGGUCGUUUUAAGAUUGAAAUACGCUAUUAGAGGGACGGGUUGCUCGUUAGUAGCGCGCUAGAAGCAGAUUGGGUCAUCUUGGUCUGAGUAAAGCAGGGCUUAGAUCAAGAUGACUAAUGAAGAACCUCUUCCCAAGAAGGUUCGCCUUAAUGAAUCAGACAUGAAGACCCUGACCAGAGAGGAGCUGUGUACACGGUGGAAACAGCAUGAAGCCUAUGUCCAGGUGCUGGAGGCAAAAUAUGCUGAUUUAAAUUCCAAUGAUGUGACUGGUUUGAAAGAGUCUGAGGAGAAGCUAAAGCAGCAACAACAGGAGUCUGCACGCAGAGAGAACAUUCUGGUGAUGAGGCUGGCCACUAAGGAGCAGGAGAUGCAGGAAUGUACAACCCAGAUCCAGUACCUGAAGCAAGUCCAGCAACCCAGUGCAGCUCAGCUGAGAUCCUCCAUGGUGGACCCAGCCAUCAACUUAUUUUUCCUUAAAAUGAAGGCCGAACUGGAACAGACUAAAGACAAACUGGAGCAAGCCCAAAAUGAACUGAGUGCCUGGAAAUUUACACCUGAUAGCCAGACUGGUAAGAAGCUGAUGGCGAAGUGCCGCAUGCUGAUCCAGGAGAACCAGGAGCUGGGCAGGCAGUUGUCCCAGGGCCGAAUCGCACAGCUAGAGGCCGAGCUCGCCCUGCAGAAGAAGUACAGUGAGGAGCUCAAAAGCAGCCAAGAUGAGUUAAAUGAUUUCAUCAUUCAGCUGGAUGAGGAGGUGGAAGGCAUGCAGAGCACCAUCCUAGUUCUGCAGCAGCAGCUCAGGGAAACCAGGCAGCAGCUGUCUCUGCAAGCCCAGGCCCAGGGCAGCUCUAGUGCAGCCGGGCCCAGCCGGACUUCUCCCUCUCCCCCCUCCACAGAGCCGCCCAUACAGACUGAAGCACCGCCUGCCAUCAGCUCAGCUGGGGGAAAAGACUGCGGGAGGGUGUCCAAUGGACCCUCCAACGGAAACUCGUCCCAGAGGGGCGCAUCUGCUGGGUCCAGUCUGUACCGUGAAGCAAGCAGUGCAGAUGAGGAUUAUCCACUGUCGCCCUCAGUGUCCAGCCCCACUCAUGGGGGCGUGUCAAAACUCUCCAACCACUCUGAGGAUGCAGGCAGUCAGUGCGGAGGGGAAGGCUAUGUGACUCAGCUGAGCGCAGGUUAUGAGAGCGUGGACUCUCCAACAGGCAGCGAGACGUCAGUGACCCAGCACUCUAACGACACAGACUCCAAUGCUGACUCCCACGAGGCUGCUGCUGUCUCCAAGGGCAACAGGACAAGCACGCGUCAUGGUGCUCAGAACGGCCUGGACUCAUCUGCAGCUGCUAAUACCGUCACCACCAACUCCUCAGUAGCCUCCAACGCCUCGUCAGGGUCGGUUUUGUAAUAUUCUUAGUUUCUUUGUUUUUUUUUGUUUUUUUUUUAUACUCAUGACAAACAAAAGCCACACAUUUAGGGUCAGUUAGUUUUUGCUUAAGAAAUCGAAAAACUGAGAUGUACCGUUUUUUUAAAACCACUUUCUGUCAUAACUGACGUUUUUGUCUCGACAUUUUCAUAAAGCCAAUUACUUUGAAUGCCAGAUGAAUGAACCUCUAGAUUUGAUUGGAUGUUAUUUUUGCCGUUUUUUAAGGUUUUAAAUUGUUCUCCUUCUGCAGCCUUGGCCAUUUAAACACCACUGUUUCUGUAAAAUUAUUUUCACUCACUAAAAACAAGCUUCUGUUGCAUCAUAACGCUUAAUCAAGUCAUGAAGCUGCAGGUUGCUUCUUCACUUGCCAUGCUGGUUCAGAAUGUCCUUUGUUUGUUGAUGUUUAAACUUUUUAAAAAAAUGUUUUCUGUUUCUCCCCAUGAUGAGAAGUUUUGUUUAAGUUGUGUGUACUUUUUCUGAGCUGUAUCUUGUCAGAUUCAUAUUCUGAUUUCAGUUCAUUUCAUGUACUGACCAAAUAUCAAUAAAGGCUUUUAAUGACA